UGCGGAUUGGUCAGUAGGUCUGUCCUACAGCUGAGGGGAAGGGUGUUGUAGUCCCGGCUCAGAGCAUAGACGGUGGCUCAGUCAUGAACUCACUGGAACAGGCCGAAGACCUGAAGGCCUUUGAGAGAAGACUGACAGAGUAUGUCUCAUGUUUGCAACCUGCCACAGGCAGGUGGAGAAUGAUUCUAAUAGUGGUGUCUGUCUGUACGGCUACUGGAGCCUGGAACUGGUUAAUUGACCCAGACACACAGAAAGUCUCUUUCUUUUCAUCCCUGUGGAAUCAUCCCUUCUUCACCAUCAGCUGCAUCACUCUAAUAGCACUCUUCUUUGCGGGGAUACACAAACGAGUUGUGGCGCCGUCAAUUAUCGCUGCCCGCUGCCGCACAGUUUUAGCAGAAUACAACAUGUCCUGUGAUGAUACGGGGAAACUUAUUCUGAAACCACGACCAAACAUCCAGUGACCACAAGCUUAUGGAUUCUGUCAGGCCUCAUCUUUGUUGAUAACCUUUGUGUCUUUGAGUCCUUUGGAUGCUCUGAGAUCAGCUAUGAUGGGAAGUGCAUUUGCAGCAAAGAAAUGAACUGAGGGGGGCCAUUUUUUUUUUAAACAGUAUGGCUGUGUUGAUGUCACCAUUGAAGCUGCUGAUUUGCUCAUAUUUUACACAUUCAGAGUGCGUGUUUAUUUCUGUUUCUGUUGAGCAUGUAUUUUAUCUAAAUGUUUCUAU
Messenger RNA from Archocentrus centrarchus (flier cichlid), 722 nucleotides. It is a transcript of the gene cnep1r1, whose product is annotated as CTD nuclear envelope phosphatase 1 regulatory subunit 1. The record is from RefSeq and is a predicted model, not a curated record. Lineage: Eukaryota; Metazoa; Chordata; Actinopteri; Cichliformes; Cichlidae. The transcript has 6 exons. The coding region runs from base 84 to 461 and encodes 125 amino acids. Gene Ontology annotation, cellular component: cytoplasm; Nem1-Spo7 phosphatase complex.